AGAGUAAAUAUCGUCAGCAUCCCCAGUCGCUCAAGUACACAGCCGUGACAGACACACCCAGCCUCACUCAUGCAAAGCUCAGCAGCCAGAUUACAAACGAGCGCCUCUAUAAAGCAGCAGGAGAAGAUGUGAGACACCAGUACACCAUGACCCUGGGUCUGCCUGAGUUUGUCCGAGCGAAAACAAACGCGGCCAAUCUGAGUGACGCAAAAUACAAGGAGUCUUGGAGGAAUCUCCGUGCUCAAGGCUACAAGCUGACAAUAGAUGCUCUGCCCUUCCAGGCAGCUCGAGUCUCUGGAGACAUAGCCAGUGAUUUUCUCUACAGACAUGACUUUGUGAAGGAGCGAGGACGGCUGAUCGGGGCCCAGAGCGUGAGUGACGACCCCCGGCUCCAGCACUGCCAGCGGAUGGGCCAGCUGCAGAGCGAGCUUCAGUACAGGAGGCAGGCGGCGGGCAGCAGCGCCCAGUGCCACCUGCCCAUGGACAUGCUGCCGCUGGUCCACGCCAGGAAGGCCCAGGCCCUGGCCAGUGACCUCGACUACAGGACGCGCUGCCACGCGUUCACGGCGCUGCCCGAGGACUUGAAGAUGGCCUGGGCUAAGAAGGCUCAUGAGCUGCAGAGUGAGUUGCGCUACAAGUCGGACGUGAUGGGCAUGAAGGGUAUAGGAUGGCUGGCGCUGAGUUCCCCACAGAUGGAAAGUGCAAAGAAAGCCGGAGAGCUCAUCAGUGAGACCAAAUACCGUAAAAAACCAGACACCAUCAAGUUUACCACAGUGGUUGACUCCCCGGACCUAGUUCAUGCCAAGAACAGCUACAUGCAUUGCAAUGAGCGCCUGUACAGGUUGGGGGAUGCUGAAUCCCGACACAGGUACACCCUGGUGCCCGACCACCCCGAUUUCACCAGAGCCCGCCUCAACGCCCUGCAUCUGAGUGACAAAGUCUACAGACACUCCUGGGAGCAGACCCGGGCUGGCGGCUACGACUUCAGGCUGGAUGCCAUCCCAUUCCAGACAGCACGGGCAUCGAGGGAGAUCGCCAGUGACUUCCGGUACAAAGAGGCCUUCCUGCGGGACCGGGGCCUGCAGAUUGGGUACCGCAGCAUCCACGACGACCCAAGGAUGAAGCACUUCCUCAGCGUCGGCAGACUCCAGAGUGACAACGAGUACAAGAAGGACUUCGCCAAGAGUCGGUCCCAGUUCCACAGCCGCCCAGACCAGCCCGGCUUCCUCCAGGCCAAGAGGAGCCAGCAGCUGGCCAGCGACGUGCACUACAGGCAGCCCCUGCCCCAGCCCACCUGCGACCCGGAGCAGCUGGGCCUGAAACACGCGCAGAAGGCUCACCGGCUGCAGAGCGAUGUCAAGUACAAAUCUGACUUGAACCUGACCAGAGGUAUUGGCUGGACACCUCCUGGCUCCUACAAAGUGGAAAUGGCUCGGCGGGCUGCAGAACUGGCCAACGCGAGGGGCCUGGGUCUCCGAGGGGCUUAUGGGGUGCCGGAGGCUGUGGAGACCGGAGAUGAUCAGAGGGGGGUUGUAAACCCAGAUGCCACCGAGAUUCUGCACGUCAAAAGGAGGAAGGCCCCCCCGUUCUGAGUGGGCGGCAUCCACCCUUGGCUCUUGGGAGAGAAGCUGGAGAGGAAAUCUGCACGCCGGAGACAUGGCUUCAGUUGGAGCCAACUGUGAAAAUGGCGCCCCUGCCCUAGUCCUCCUUUAUUAAAAUAACAACUCCCUGAAAAA
Molecule: messenger RNA, 1736 nt
Organism: Odocoileus virginianus texanus
Lineage: Eukaryota; Metazoa; Chordata; Mammalia; Artiodactyla; Cervidae
Source: RefSeq, a predicted model, not a curated record